CCUGCCUACACACCUAGCACAGCUACCAGCAGCCCUUCCUAGCGCACACACACACAGAGGACAGAAGGAGGUGGUGCACACACACCUCACUUCCGGCGCCUCUCCAACCUCUGCACUUCUGUCUUCCGGUCCGGGGGGAGGAUCGGCGGCGAUCAGCUGAGAGGGGGGCACGUGAUUGGACGGUGACAGCCUUCCGGGAUCAUGAGUUCUGUUUCGCCAGGGCAGGAACAUGUUCCACUUCACCAUGGACAAAAUCUCACCCUUCCACACAAUGACUAUGUGCCUUUCCAAUUUCAAGGGCUUGUCUACAAACCAGAGCUGUGCAGAAAGAAUUGUGGGUUCUAUGGUAACCCAGCAUGGCAUGGCUAUUGUUCCAGAUGCUGGAUCCAGAAGCGACAGCAGACUCAGCCGCUCACAAAUGGCUUUAGGCAUCACAAUGCACAUCUACUAUGUAAACCAGAUAUGGGUGCAGGUUAUCAACAGGACGCAUAUCACAACAUUAAUGUCAACAGAAAGCAAAAUGCCUUUCCGGAAAAUGAAGAACAUACUGCAAAAGGUUCUGUACGCCCUCUUUUCCUCUCCUACCUUCUUUCUCUGGGUCAAGGAAAUUUUUCAGACUUUCUGAAAGCCCUUCAUAGACCUGAUGCACACGAGUUACUGACACAUUGCACUAAUUUCAUUCAAAGGAUACAAAAUGCAAAUAAUCUUACAGUGGAUAAAAAAGCAGAAGAUGUUCAGACUUUAUAUAGACAAAUUGGGGACCACAUUCCUGAUACAUCAGAGGAAAAAGAUCAGUUAUUGGAUAAUAUUGAGAAACUGGUCAUGACUCGUAUAUACAAGUCGGUUUUCUGUAUGCAUGAUCCACAGGAGGAGCAAAAAGAUCUUUCACUUCAGAAUCAUAUUAGGUCACUGAGCUGGAUUACUCCUAAGAUUCUUCAGUUUUCUUUGUGUGAACAAGAUGAAGAAGUCAGUGAUCAGAUUGCCAGUGCUGUUACAGCUCUGCUAGAAAUGGAUUUUAAGAGAGCCCCCCAGGACAAGCUUGCCUGUAUGACAAAAGCCUGUGACCACCUUUUUAGGGCCAUAGAUAUUUCUACAAAGGAGCCAGCCACCACUGAUGACCUUCUAUCGGGUCUGAUCUACAUCACGAUUAAGGCAAACCCACCUCGUCUUUUUUCUAAUUUGAAGUAUAUCACAAGAUUCUGCAAUCCAAAGAGGCUAAUGACGGGAAAGUGUGCCUACUGGUUUACCAACUUUUGUUCUGCAUCCUCUUACAUUGAGACUAUGAAUUUUUCAUCUCUGGGGCUCACGGAAGAAGAGUUCAAUCAUAUAAUGCAGCAGAAAAGAUGUGACUUUGCUGGAAGUAAUAUACAGGGCACAGUGCAGAAGAUGGAGGAAAACAAGCAGCUUUUGGUGGACCUGCAGUACCGCCAGGAGGUUCUGAUCCAAAAGGCAGAGUGCCUGCUUAGAGAAAUUAAAGCUUGGCCUGUGUCUCUACAAGGUGAAGUCCAGGAACUCCUGCACAAGUUCCCUCUGGAUAUUAAGCAUCAGACAAACUAAAAGCAGUGCUUGGUCCUUGAAGAAAUGUGAACUAUUUAUGCUGCUACUGACUGGGGCUGCCUAAUGAAGGAAAUGUUUGACGUUUAUGAAACUGUCUGUUUUUCUGCAUUUUAGACUUGUUUAUUAACACUAAUACCAUUUUAUAAUAUCCCUGUUGUAAAAAAAAUCAGAGCUGAAAUGUUUAUUCUAAGCCAUAUUUAAGUUAUUAAAAUAUCUGAUCAAAUUAA
Molecule: messenger RNA, 1784 nt
Organism: Rana temporaria (common frog)
Lineage: Eukaryota; Metazoa; Chordata; Amphibia; Anura; Ranidae
Product: rab5 GDP/GTP exchange factor-like
Exons: 9
Coding region: 202-1557 (451 amino acids)
Biological process (GO): vesicle-mediated transport
Cellular component (GO): endocytic vesicle; cytosol
Molecular function (GO): zinc ion binding; small GTPase binding; DNA binding
Source: RefSeq, a predicted model, not a curated record